This is a messenger RNA of Malassezia restricta, 1107 nucleotides long. RefSeq names its product protein farnesyltransferase/geranylgeranyltransferase type-1 subunit alpha. Gene Ontology annotation, cellular component: protein farnesyltransferase complex; CAAX-protein geranylgeranyltransferase complex; cytoplasm. The record is from RefSeq and is a predicted model, not a curated record. Bases 1 to 1107 code for a protein of 368 amino acids. Gene Ontology annotation, biological process: protein geranylgeranylation; protein farnesylation. The transcript has 6 exons. Gene Ontology annotation, molecular function: protein farnesyltransferase activity; CAAX-protein geranylgeranyltransferase activity. NCBI's taxonomy places the organism in Eukaryota, Fungi, Basidiomycota, Malasseziomycetes, Malasseziales, Malasseziaceae.
AUGGUGAUUCUCUCUGAGCUCACCGAUCAAGAAAAAGAUCUGGACGAAGAAAUGUCUGCCUUUGAUUUACAUGCACCUAUUUGGAAGGACAUUGUUCCCGUCCCGCAGAACGAUGGACCUGAACCACUAUGUCCCAUCUUGUACGACCCACAGUAUGUCAGGGCCAUGAGCUUGUUCAGAGCACUAAGAGAAAAAAAUGAAGGCCAAAUGGAAGUAUCAGAGCGCGCACUGGCCCUCACGGACAUGUUAGUCCAUAUGAAUCCUGCCAACUACACAGUAUGGCAGUGCCGUGCGCAUGUCUUGAUCCAGAUGGCAUUAUCAGGGCAGGAAAAUGACCGCUUGUACAAAGAGCUGGACUUUCUUGACACGUUUGCAUUAGUGAAUAUGAAGAACUACCAGGUCUGGCAACACCGGAAAUUGAUUGUGUCCAUAUUGGGUGACCCGUCUCGGGAACUUGAAUUUGUUUCAUCGGUGCUUAAUCACGACGGGAAAAACUACCAUACAUGGGCGUAUCGUCAAUGGAUUCUCGCGCAUUUUGGGGGACUCGGCUUACGAGAUGAAAGCGUUAGUGCCGUGGGAGCCGGCCAAUACCCGCACUUUUGGGCUUCAGAUAUUGCCUAUGCUGAUAAAAUGAUACAAAAUGACGUACGAAACAACAGUGCAUACAAUCAUCGCUGGUACUGCAUCUUUGGGCGUGCUAUGCAUGGACGAAGCGAGCUGCCCGCUGAAAUGGAAGAGGUCCGCGAUGCAGAAAUCAACUACGCACUGGAGAAAAUUGCGAUGGCCCCCCAUAAUGCAAGUGCUUGGAAUUAUCUUCGAGGAUUACAUUUGGCACUCCAACCAAAGCGCGCUCUUUCGUCAUUAAACGAGCGCAUCCGUGAAUAUAUCGUCGACCAGGAUCAGGGCGAUGCGGCUCAGCUUCCCGAACAAGAUCGCCCUUGCAAAACACCACCGUAUGCUCUGGAAUGGCUUUUUGACAGCUGCGUCGAAACAACAGAGCAAGACGCUAUGAGUAAGGCAACACGAUUAGACCUUCUCGCUCGUCUUCGGCGUGCCGAUCCCACCAGGGAAAAGUACUGGUUGUAUCGUGAACAGACGUUGCCAUAG